AUGACACAAGCAUCGCAGAAGCCGGUUAUCGUGGUUGGGUCCGGCCUAGCCGGGCUGUCUGCAGCCUACGAAGCGCUCAAGGCCGGCGCGACAGUGCGGAUGCUGGACCGCGCACCCAAACCCGGCGGCAACAGCAUCAAGGCGUCGUCUGGCAUCAAUGGAGCCGGAACCCAGCACCAGCGAAUAGCUGGUAUCACGGAAGAUGCACUCUUCUAUGACGACACAGUGCGCUCGGCUGGACAGAGGUUCAGCAGUGCAGGGAGCAGCUCAGUGGUCGACAGGAAGGCAUUGGUAUCUUUACUCACAAGCCGCUCUUGCAGCGCGGUAGACUGGCUGGUAGAGGAGUUCGGUAUCGACCUGGGCGUCGUUGCGCCUCUCGGGGGCCAUUCCAUCGCGCGGACGCACCGUGGAGCCAAGGGAACGCCUGGGUUCUCGAUCGUCAGCGCUCUCCUCAAGAAGCUGGGCGACAGUCCUGAAUUUCAGCUCACGAACGCAGCUGAAGUCUUGUCUCUGAUCACAAAUCAAAACGGUGCCGUAAGCGGUGUGCGCUACACCCAUGAAGGUGAGACACAUGAACUUCAAGGCGCUAUCGUCUUCGCCGCAGGGGGGUUUGCUGGAGAUGCAAAGGGCUUGCUAGCCAAGUACCGGCCAGAUCUCACUGGGCUGCCGUCGACGAACGAUGACAGACCUGGGGCGCACGGCAUUCUAGAGGAGAUCGGUGCAGAGUUUGUGGACAUGGAUAGUGUUCAAGUCCAUCCGACAGGAUUCGUGGAUCCAAAGGAACCUGAGGCAAGGUACAAGUUCCUAGCCGCCGAAGCUUUGCGUGGCGAGGGUGGCAUCUUGUUAUCACAUGAAGGAAAGCGCUUUGUCAACGAACUUGGAACCAGGGCACACGUCAGCGAUGCAAUCAUGAAGAUGCCUCGUCCGAGCAGCAAGAAUAGCCGCCAGUGGGACGUGACGCUCCUCUUGGACCCUGGCGCAUGCGAGGCUGCCCAAGGACAUUUAGGGUUCUAUAUAUUCAAGGGACUGAUGGAGAAGAAGAAAGUCAAGGAUCUCGAACCAACUGUUAUCCAGGCAGUGGACGAUUAUGCGAGGGCCGUGGCAUCCGGUGCAGAUACCGCUUUCGGGAGAAAGUCGUUCGGCCAUUGGACGCUGCAAGCCGGGGAGGGCAAUCGGGAAGCAGAGGUCUGCAUAGGCAGAGUGACACCUAUUACGCAUUUCACUAUGGGUGGCGCAGCUUUCAAUGAAGCAGCUCAGGUCUUGAGAAUGGAUAAGACACCUAUCAAAGGACUUUGGGCGGCGGGCGAGAUUACCGGAGGCAUUCAUGGAGACAAUCGCCUGGGUGGGUCGUCUUUGCUGGAGUGUGUAGUAUUUGGAAGAGUCGCUGGGUCGCAGGCUGCGAAGGCAGUGGUGGGAGUCUAA
Molecule: messenger RNA, 1422 nt
Organism: Neoarthrinium moseri
Lineage: Eukaryota; Fungi; Ascomycota; Sordariomycetes; Amphisphaeriales; Apiosporaceae
Exons: 1
Coding region: 1-1422 (473 amino acids)
Molecular function (GO): FMN binding; oxidoreductase activity
Source: RefSeq, a predicted model, not a curated record